This is a messenger RNA of Ruditapes philippinarum (Manila clam), 2162 nucleotides long. RefSeq names its product kyphoscoliosis peptidase-like. The transcript has 5 exons. The coding region runs from base 1 to 1401 and encodes 466 amino acids. NCBI's taxonomy places the organism in Eukaryota, Metazoa, Mollusca, Bivalvia, Venerida, Veneridae. The record is from RefSeq and is a predicted model, not a curated record.
AUGGAUUUUUGGACUAAAAAUGAAGACGAGGCUAAAUUAAUAAGAUUGGAUCCAAUGAUGAAAUCUAUUGGAAUAUCGCGUGGAACAAAUUCUGAUAAUGCAUUGGUGAUAGAGAUGGGUUGCGGAAGUUCAAAGCCAGAUAUUGCCCCUGUUCAAAGCAAAUGGCAAAAUAACAAAGAAAGAAAUGGAUACUGGAAAAUAGAUGAGCAUGCUAGGAAGGCGCCUAAAGACAUGCGGAAUUCUCCAGACAUAGUGACUUAUUUCUCAUCCGUUUCUAAAGAUUCAAGAAUGAUUGUCCGAGGUUUUUAUGUCUGGAUUUCAGAAAACAUAAGAUAUGAUGUAGAUGGGUAUUUUGGAAGAUCAUCAAAGGCGCCAUGUGAUGGACAAUCAGUGUUAACAUGUGGAAAAAGUGUCUGUGCUGGUUAUGCAAGAGCAUUCGAGCUGUUGUGCAGGGACGCUGGGAUUCCUGUUAAGAAGAUAUCUGGUUUCGCAAAAGGUUUCAGCUAUUCUCCAUCUGAACCAAUUACAUUUGAGCAAAAAACAAAUCAUGCCUGGAAUGCUGUUCAACUUGAAGGAAAAUGGCACCUUAUAGAUUGUACAUGGGGAGCUGGCCACGUUGAAAGGGAAACAAAAGAUUUCAAAAAAGUUUUCAAUGAGUUCUACUUCCUUACAGAUCCAAAUGAAUUUGUUUCUAAUCAUUUCCCAUACAUGGAAAACAACAUCGAAGAAAGUCAGAAAUGGCAAUUGUUAUCUAAACCUGUAAGUCUCGAAGAGUUUAGUAGUAACGUGAAGUAUAGUCAACAAGCUUUUAAACUAGGUGUGCUGCCAGUCAGUCACAAAAAGGCAUAUUUUGAAAUGGAGGAUGAAUUGCAGAUGACAUUCCAUUGUACUGGAAAUAAAGACAUUUACAUAAAUUCAAGAUUAAUGUUUGAAGAUGGACAAAAUGUACAGAAGAAUGCGACAUUUUGUUAUCAGGAAAAUGGUGUAUACAAAAUUCUUGUUUAUCCUCAAAAACCAGGAUUGUAUACAUUGGACAUAUUUGGUAAACAUUUGUUGGAUACAACAAAUGAAGGUAGUUCACAUUUGAUGGGAUACAAAUUCAACUGUACAAAAGUAACGGACAAAAAUCAUGAAUAUCCAAAUGUUUAUAAAAGAACUUUCGUUGAUAAAUGCUUGCUACAUGAGCCUCUUAUUGGUAGAUUGCCUGCAAAAACUGAAAUUCAGUUUCGCAUCUCAUCACCUUAUUUGCAACACAUUAUGAUAGACCAUAAACAUUUUGAGAAGAAUGGAACAAUGUUCACUGGCAAAAUUACAACAGGUGAUAAAGGGAAUGAAGUAAAUAUAUUUGGUAAAAAGACUGAACGCAAGUGGACCGCCUUGUUUUCUUUCUGCACAAUUUGAAUGUAGCGUUUUUAAGUACUACUGUCGGGACACUGUAUAUUCAACAGUGCCUUUUACUUGGAUAAGUAUAUUUUAGUGGGUCUCGUACUGUAUUAGUAUCUUCAGUGAAAAAUUACGAGUACUUUGAAACGUAAAAAGACGACCUUAUAAAAACAUUUCUUCAUUGCAUUUGAAAAUGUAUACUCUUUGAUUGAGACCUAACACUCUUUAAAACAUCAAUAGCGUCAUAGUUCCUUUAUAAAUUAUAUACAUAACUAUUUAUAUUCAUGACAGAUGAAGAAAUUGUACAUUUUUUAGGUUGAUUCAUUUUUUGUUUUUGUCUAACGGAAUUUAAGUCAUUCAUCUUAGCCUGUCUGUUUCAUAAAAGUAAUCAGUAUCAAUUUUUUUAAAUAUGCAAUUUGCUUACUCCGUUUGACUUUGAGAAUGUACUUAACUAUGAUGGUGGGCAAAUUGAAGUAUUUUUGCUAAUGUUGUGUGUGCGUGUGUGUAAACUAUGUUGUGAUGUUUCAAAACAUCUGCGUUCAAAUGAUACUAAAAUCAUGUGUGUAGUGUACCGAUUAAGAAUGAUAUUCACAUAUAAGAAAUCAUAGCAUGAGCAACUUCAUGCAAAAUAUGGUUUCGUUAAAAGUGCUGAAAUACGGGUUUACAUAAAAGCUCGAUGAUAACUAGAAAAUCUACUAAACAUGUUUAUAGUGAUAUUUUAUUAUUUCGAGGUAGAUGAAGAAGUAACUGCCAAAAACAUGCAAAAAGUCAAGCUUAUU